AUGUUGGCUGUUGCGUGUGUUCCCUUUCUCAGACUUCCUUUUUUAGAGAAGACCCUCUCAUUUCGCGUUGCUUUCUUUGUAAGACGCGUUCCUUUCUCAUUAUUAUUGUUUUUCAGAUUUGCAAAAAGAAGGAGCCACAGCAGUCUUCGAUUGACCUCUCGAAUCCAACCAAGAUGGCGCAGUGGUGUGCGGCAAACCUACGAAACUGUGAGGUUAAGAUUCAUAAAAAAAGCUUUUUUUCAUUAAAAUAAGAGCAAAUGGAUCUCCAAAAAUCAGAUAAUAACGAUAAGUUUGUGAAGAAGAAUAUAAAUUUUUUUCCUAUCUAUCUAUGGGCCUUACUUUCUCUUUCUUUUUUUGAAUAAAAAAUGAAAAAUAAUUUCGUUCCUGUUCUGUAAAAAAAUGGUAUAAAAUGUCUAUUUUUUCAAAAAAAUUUUUUUCCGAUGAUAGUAACGUCUCUUGAAAAAAAUCAAAAUAAGAAAACAAAACUCUCCCCAAAAAGUGAGUAAAACUAAACACUCUUGCAAUUUCCUUCCCUUUUAUCAAUGAAAAUAUCCUAUUACCUGCGAAAAAAUGUUCUCGCGGAAACAUUCAUCUUCGAACCUUCAGGGCUGGAAAAGCUCGGGACUGGAGUUGUCGACGACGAGCGACGAGUGCAGCCGAAUGUUCGACGCCUCGUUGCGACAGAUCGUUUCUUGGGCCGACUGUGAGGUCCUCGGAGGCCUCCGCCACACCAUGGUCGCCAUGUUUGAAGCCGAUCCGGCCGCCGGUUCGUUUCCGGUUAUUCACACAUUUUUUAAAACUAAUAAUAAUAUUUUUUUCGAAAGCUUAAUAGUUUACGCGAAAUGAAAAGUUAUCUCGGACCCUUCUAAAUUUCAAUUACUUUUUUCAUUCUCUAACAGCUUUUUUGAACUUUGCAGAAUCACUUUGAACACAAAAACAGAAAUAAUGAACUUUGAAAUCUGAGGAAGACUUUUCUCUUUAUUUCAAGCAUAACUUUGAAAUUAAAAUUUUUUUUCAAAUCCAGUAGAAAAAGACAAAAGUUUAAUAAUAAAACAUGAAUGAAAUUGCUUGUUAACCUAAACCAGUACCGGGAAGUCACAGUUUGUUUCAAAAGUAACAGGUUUUGUUAAAAGUUCACUUUCAGUCAUGCCACGUGCACUCUCGUUGGGAUUGAAUGGCCUCGGGACGGAGAAAGUGGCGAGGGCAAACGCGGAGUUCCGUCAGGAGCUGGAGAAUCUCGAGAAGGACGCGGCUGAGUAUGGCAACCCACGCGAACAGAAACACGCAAAGGCCGUUGCUCUUUGGGGUCGAGGGUCUGUACUUUUUUGCGAGUUUGGCAUGCAAAUUUGCAGAAAUAAUGGAAAGAAAAUUACUUUGCACAAUAAUAUGAAACUUUUCGCUCAAUUCACGUAGAUUCGACAGCAGACCUUGCAGAUACCACCGAGCGGCCGCAGAUCUGUGGAAUGAAAUAUUAGAACAUCAUCAUAACGACUUGCUAGCCGUCAAGUUUGCUCAUGAUGCGCACUUUUUCAUGGGCGAUUGCAAAGGUAAACGAGACUCCGUUCAAAAAGUGAUUGGAAAGUGGAACUCAUCAGAGCCAUGUUACAGGUACUUCAAUUGCUAAAUCAUCGUUUAUCGUCUCAUUUCAGUUUCUUGCAUGGAAUGUUGGCUUUUGGACUAGAAGAAUGCGAAGAGUACGAGAAUGCUGAGAAAGAAGCCAACAAAGUUCACAGUCAAGUCGGUGGAUCAGUCUCAUGAAGCGAAGAAUUUAGGCACUGGAGUUGAACCGAUUUGACUGUUGGGCUACACACGCAAAAGCUCAUGUGAUGGAGAUGAACGGCCGAUACGAAGAAGGUAUCAACUUCAUGCUGAGCACAGAAGAGGACUGGAAGGCAAGGAAAGUCGGAAACAUUUUUUUAAAAAGGAGGGUUUCAGCAAGGAUGGAUCAUCGCGGCACACAACUAUUGGCACACCUCCUUGUUUUACAUCGAAAAGUCCGACUAUGAGUCAGCUCUCGCCAUUUAUGACAAGUGAGUCAGCUAACGACUUCUUUUCGAAAUUUGUGUUCAUAACCAGGGAAGUGGCUCACCGCUACAACAGGACUCAUUCUUUGUUGGACAUGGUCGACGCGGCAUCUCUUCUCUGGAGGCUCGAGUUGGAGGGCGUCGACGUCGGCAAAGAAAGGUUCGGGAGCCUUUAUAUUGAAAGAACUCAAUGGAAACCCAAUCGGAUGCUUGGUACACUAUUAAACAGAACUCCAAACGAAUCGAAUUUUCUAGAAAUAGUAUUAUGUUGAUAAUGUCGAUGCAGUUGACUCGAAAACUUUGGUUUGUAGACAUAUCAGGUUGAAUGAAGGCUGUUAAGCGCACUAAUAAUUUAGCCUCAAAAAUAGUUUUCUUGAGUUAAAAGCUUAAAAUUAUGAAGAUGGCAAAAAGUGGAAAACCUCGGAGUUCAUGUGGAUCAGCACUCGAUCGUUUUUAAUGACGUCCAUAUGGGUCCUGCAUUAUUUCGUCAAGGCGAAGAAGAAACGGAACAAAAACUCUACGAUUCUCUAAUUUCAUACGCAAAGUUGGUAGCAAAAUAAUACAAGAGAAAAUAUAUAUACAUUUAUAGUACUACUGAAGAAGACAAUGCUAAAAUAUCAGCUCGGACUGGACUGCCGUUGUAUGAAGGAAUGUUAGCUUUUGCGCGUAAAAACUAUGACGAAGCGGCCAAAAAACUUAUACCCAUUCGCAGAAACGUGUAUGAAAUAGGAGGCAGCCAUGCUCAGGUUAGUUAUUUUGGGUAUAACCUAAUAAUACGAUACACUAUUGACCGAACAUAUUAUCAGCCGACUUCGGAAUAUAACCUGAAUAUUAUAAAGACGGAGUCGAUUUUUGAAAAAGCCUUUUGAAGAGUUAAUGAAAAGUAAAAAAAAUGAUUAAUAAAAUAGUAUUAGUAAGGGAAAGUGUGAAAGUUCUGAAUUUUGAAUCCGAACAGUUCAGCGCUACCUUUUUUCUACCCUUUUCGUGUUAAAAUCUGUAAUUUUUUUCAUGCUUAAGUUAAUAAACUAGCUCAAUCAAUCAAUCAUUUAUUCAUUUCUGAGCACUUUCCUCAAGGUCUUUGAGGUCGCUUAUAAGGAAAUUAAACACAAAAAUAAUUAAUAAAUAGGAGGUUAGUAAAGUGAAUUUCGAAAGUUUGAAGGAAUUUAUAGAAAAGCAACAAAAAAAUAUAGAUUUGCAAUGAUUAUUUUUUUCUAGCUUGGCCUAUUCUUAUCUCAAUAAUAUUUUGUUGAGGUUUUUUUGAUAGAUAGGGUAAGUCUUUGUUAAUCGCCGCUCUUAUUUCUAUUACAUUACUGUAUUUAAAAAAACAAGAUAAGUUAAUUGGAAUUCUUUACAAUUAAACUUUUUACUCAUUCGUCUUUAUUAUUUUUUUAAACUUUCAUUUGAAAAAGAAGAACGAAUUCAGAGAGAUAUCUUCACGCAGACGCUGAUCCAGUCGUGUAUUCUGGCGGGGGACGAGAGCCUAUGGAAAAUGACCCCCCAACUUUUACGAGAACGGAACGACAUGAAGUCGCCGUCGCCUUUGGCAGAACGGCUUGCUCAGAAAUUCCGCGCACAUCAUCCUAUAUCUCCAAUAUAG
Caenorhabditis auriculariae is the source of this 3621-nucleotide messenger RNA. Lineage: Eukaryota; Metazoa; Nematoda; Chromadorea; Rhabditida; Rhabditidae. The record is from the annotation of a GenBank genome assembly.